Onychomys torridus (southern grasshopper mouse) is the source of this 833-nucleotide messenger RNA. RefSeq names its product proline-rich receptor-like protein kinase PERK2. The coding region runs from base 1 to 612 and encodes 203 amino acids. The record is from RefSeq and is a predicted model, not a curated record. Lineage: Eukaryota; Metazoa; Chordata; Mammalia; Rodentia; Cricetidae. The transcript has 5 exons.
AUGGCGGGUUCCCGACUGCUGCCGCUGGCGCUGGCCCUGCUGCUGCUAGUGAGACCCGGCGACUCCUCUGCCGUCCUGGUACUCUCAGGUGUUGCUUUUACAGUGUUCUGGGAGAGCAUGGUAGCAGCUGCCUCCUCCUCAGCUCCAGAGCCAACUCCAGACCCAACGUCUGUCCUCACAUCCCCCACAUCAUCCCCCACAUCCCCCACAUCCUCCCCCACAUCCCUCACAUCCCCCACUCCAGACUCCAGUUCCACGGGUGCAAACCCAGGCUCAGUCUCCCCAGAGCCGGAAACAGCCUCUCUCCCCAGCUCCGGCUCUCCAGGUUCUGAGCUGAGCACCGUGUCCCAGUCCACGAGCUCGGUUCUGCAAGGGUCACCCACUGUGUCCAGUCCUGGCCAGGAUGCAGGCAGCCUGUGGAUCCCCACAUCACACAGGAACCCGGGCGUGGUGAUUGCCGUGUGUCUGCUUGUGUCUGUCUUGCUCAUUGGUUCUGUGUUCACUGCUGUCAGACGCUGUAACCGAGAUGCGCCAGCUUUUCAUAAUCUGGAUACAGUAUCCAUGGGCAGUGUGAGCCAGAGGCUGCCGUUUGCAGACCGCCUGCAAUCCUGACUCUCAGAGACCUAGAGAUGAGUUGGGGGGGACACCUGGAGAAAACAGUUGCUGGGAAGGUCCCGCUGUGCUGACCUGGGAUAAGCCUGCGGCAGGAGAAUGGCUUGAGCCCAGGAGUUUCAGGCCAGUUUGGCCCACACAUCUAGUACUCAACUCAAAAAAUCAAGUCAAUCCAGGGGUGAUAGAGCAUGCCUGUCAUCCCAGAACUUGGGAGGUAAAGA